AUGGUGGAGCCGCUGGGUCGACAGGCCGAGGCGGAGCAUGGGAUUCAGAGGCUGGAAGCGGAGGCCAGGGAUUCUUCCGCCAUGUUUAUUUGUAUUUAUUUACCUAUAAUUCAAUCCUUAUCAACUCCUCUGCUGCUAGGCAGUGCGAUGGCGGUGGAGCGCUGCAUAGGCAUAACACAACCUCUCCUGCACCCAACGAUCGUCACCAUGACACGCGUCCGCCUCACCGUGCUGCUGAUCACCUUCACGGCCCUCGUUUUGGCAGGACUCCCUCUGCUAAACGUAGGCAAUUACAAACCACAGUUCCCUGGCACUUGGUGUUUCUUACCUGUUAACAGUUUGCUCUCCAUUACUGAUGCCAACCUCGCUCUGGCUUUUUCCACACUGGGGCUUGUAACAUUGACCGUCUCAGUUGUGUCCAAUACUAUAAGUGGGCUGAAGUUGCUCCAGGCAAGGUUUAAGGACCGAUGUGUUAAGUCAAGCAUCGCGCGGAGACACGGAUCCUUCCCAUCUUCAUCUCUGCACUCCCUGGAUGUGGAGAUGAUGACGCAGUUGGCCGCGAUAACAGUGGUCUCCUGUGUCUGUUGGAGUCCUUUUCUUGGAGUGGUUAUGAAAAAGUAA
Molecule: messenger RNA, 621 nt
Organism: Sinocyclocheilus grahami
Lineage: Eukaryota; Metazoa; Chordata; Actinopteri; Cypriniformes; Cyprinidae
Product: prostaglandin E2 receptor EP1 subtype-like
Exons: 3
Coding region: 1-621 (206 amino acids)
Biological process (GO): positive regulation of cytosolic calcium ion concentration; adenylate cyclase-activating G protein-coupled receptor signaling pathway; inflammatory response
Cellular component (GO): plasma membrane
Molecular function (GO): prostaglandin E receptor activity
Source: RefSeq, a predicted model, not a curated record